Molecule: messenger RNA, 639 nt
Organism: Oppia nitens
Lineage: Eukaryota; Metazoa; Arthropoda; Arachnida; Sarcoptiformes; Oppiidae
Gene: SmE
Product: probable small nuclear ribonucleoprotein E
Exons: 1
Coding region: 192-473 (93 amino acids)
Biological process (GO): spliceosomal snRNP assembly; mRNA splicing, via spliceosome
Cellular component (GO): U5 snRNP; precatalytic spliceosome; U4/U6 x U5 tri-snRNP complex
Molecular function (GO): RNA binding
Source: RefSeq, a predicted model, not a curated record
CUCUGAUCGAUAGCAUAAUUAUCGGCAAACGAUACGAAAGCGUUGUUUUGUGUGUUUGAAGACUCAGUCAGUGUUUGACAAAAGUUGUGAUCUUUUAAUCAUUUAAUUGUCUUUAAUAUCACCACUACUUAGUCUAAGACAUUGGUUUGUGACUUACGUUUGUUAAAUACAUAGACAUCUGUUUUGAAGACAUGGCAUACAAAGGGUCGCAGAAGAUUCAGAAAGUGAUGGUUCAGCCCAUUAACCUUAUCUUCAGAUAUCUGCAGAAUAGGGCUCGCAUUCAGGUGUGGCUAACGGAGAAUAUAACGAUGAGAAUUGAAGGACAUAUUAUCGGAUUUGAUGAAUACAUGAAUCUGGUCUUAGAUGACGCACAAGAAGUCUAUAUGAAGACCAAAGUACGCAAACCAAUUGGUCGCAUACUUCUGAAGGGCGAAAACAUUACACUUAUUAUGAGUACACAACCGCCACAGUAAUAGCUGAUCCCAUUUGAUGUCAUCACACUAUCACUACUAUUAUUAUUUGACGACUAUUUAUAUGAUAAUUAAUGUCUAAACUAUAGUUUACUUUAUUUCUCAUUAUUGUAUUUUUGUAAUUAAUGUAUCAUUUUAUAUAUUAAUAUUAUUAAUCAUUUAAUAAAUA